Molecule: messenger RNA, 2232 nt
Organism: Cladophialophora immunda
Lineage: Eukaryota; Fungi; Ascomycota; Eurotiomycetes; Chaetothyriales; Herpotrichiellaceae
Product: glutamate decarboxylase
Exons: 4
Coding region: 397-1977 (526 amino acids)
Biological process (GO): L-glutamate catabolic process
Cellular component (GO): cytosol
Molecular function (GO): glutamate decarboxylase activity; pyridoxal phosphate binding
Source: RefSeq, a predicted model, not a curated record
CAGUCAUCUGCAUUGACCACCCGAACUUCCCUGGAGCUUCGUCAUGCCCUGACGACAAUUCAGGAAUGAAAUGAGAGCCUGAGCUUCCUGCUCACCCAAUCAUCACGCUGUCACUUGCAGCUCUCAGCUGUCCUUGUUCUCAGUUGAGCUGUCGCCCCCUGCUACCAGAACAAAAUCCUGCACAGCUCGACUCUACCCUCCCCUCCAUACUCUUCCACUCGUCAAUCCUCCCUGUCUUUUCUUCUUCCUCACCGCUUUGCCUGCUGUCGGACGGUGGGCUGCUACUCAUAACCUCCACCGCUUUCCUUCUCUUCCAUCAUCCUCUGUCUUUUCCUAAUUUCCAUAUUGCCUCUUUCCUUCGAGACUUUGUCGCUCACUGAAAACUGAACGAUCAACAUGGUUCACUUAGCCCAAGUGACGAGUGACCCUCAGAAAGGUCAGAGUAGUGAAUUUGGCCACCCACGGCGUCGGGCUUCUGUGGUUCCUGGCCUCGAGCAUAUCUCUCUUGAGCCUCCCGGGGAAGAUGAGUUCUCCACCUCCGUCUAUGGUUCCCGCUUUGCUGCGGAGGAUCUUCCAUCACACGAAAUCCCCGAGAAAGAGAUGCCAAAAGAAAUUGCGUACCGCAUGAUCAAAGACGAGCUCAGUCUCGAUGGCAAUCCUAUGCUAAACUUGGCAAGCUUUGUUACCACAUUCAUGGAAGACGAAGCCGAGAAGCUCAUGACCGAUUCCUUCUCCAAGAACUUCAUUGAUUACGAAGAAUACCCGCAGUCGGCCGAGAUUCAGAACCGUUGCGUCAAUAUGAUUGCACGUCUCUUCAACGCCCCCGAGUCUGAGGACGGCAAAAACGCCAUGGGCACCUCCACAAUUGGGUCAAGUGAGGCUAUCAUGCUUGCUGUCCUUGCGAUGAAGAAGAGGUGGGCAAAUAAACGUAAAGCCGAGGGAAAGGACUUCUCAAGACCCAACAUUGUCAUGAACAGUGCUGUGCAGGUGUGCUGGGAAAAGGCGGCUCGUUACUUUGACGUCGAAGAGAAAUACGUGUACUGCACCGAAGACCGCUAUGUUAUUGACCCAGAGGAGGCUGUCAACCUGAUCGACGAGAACACCAUUGGUAUUUGCACCAUUCUCGGCCUGACCUAUACCGGCGAGUAUGAAGACACCCAGAUGAUCAACGACCUGCUGGUCGAGCGAGAUAUCGACUGCCCAAUCCAUGUGGAUGCAGCAUCUGGUGGUUUUGUCGCUCCCUUUGUCAAUCCCAACCUGGUCUGGGACUUCCGCCUGCCCAAGGUUGUCAGCAUCAAUGUCUCCGGCCACAAAUAUGGUCUGGUCUACCCUGGCGUCGGCUGGGUUGUCUGGAGAUCACCUGAGUACUUGCCCAAAGAACUCGUCUUCAACAUCAACUAUCUCGGCGCUGACCAGGCUUCUUUCACCCUAAACUUCAGCAAAGGAGCUAGCCACGUCAUUGGCCAGUACUAUCAAAUGAUUCGACUUGGCAAGAGGGGAUAUCGCAGUAUCAUGCUGAAUCUCACUCGCACGUCUGACUACCUGGCAGCUCAGCUCAGAGCUUUAGGCUUCAUCAUCAUGUCGCCCGGCGGCGGCCGAUCACUCCCUGUGGUUGCAUUCCGUCUGGACCCCGACAAUGAGCAAAUGUUUGACGAAUUCGCCAUCGCCCACCAGCUUCGAGAACGUGGCUGGAUUAUCCCUGCCUAUACAAUGGCUCCUCAUAGUGAGACCCUCAAACUGAUGCGUGUUGUGGUCCGUGAGGACUUUAGCAAGCAACGUUGCGAUUCCCUGGUCAACGACAUCAAAAUGGCAUUGCAGGUGCUUGGGGAGAUGGACAAAAAGACCAUGGAGCGUUACCAAGAUCAUGUGAAGAAGCAUCACACCAAGAUCGGAAGAAACGGUCGUAAUGUCAAUGCUUACAAGGAUGAGAAACAUUCUCUCCAAGGCAAGCACGGCAAGACCCACGCCAUCUGCUAGUUGAUCACGCUGAAAUGCUACGUUGCUAUAACUCGGGGCAGAUAUCGUCGGGGCAAUCUUGCAUCGGUCUGGACAGCUCAACUCGCGCCUCCGGGGACAGGGAAAACAAACGGCGACUUCAUCUACUAUCAUUGGAAACACAGACAAGAAAUGUCAUUAUGAACUGAGCGGCACCACAUCUGGGAUCCAGUUAGCUGGAUCCCAGGUCGAUGCAAGCUUCUAAAAGUCCAAUACGAACAAUCGUUACGUUUUAAA